UCACCAAUCACCAUCAUCAUCUAUCCAUUUGAUUCAAUUAUUGAUUUUCUUGUUUCAGUUAUCAAAUCAUAGAUUCAAUAGAAGCGAAAGAACGACGUCGGCAUGGAAGAUGUAGUGAUCGUUGGAGCUGGAAUUGCUGGUCUUGCCACAUCUUUAGGGCUACUCAGAUUGGGAGUUUCAAGCGUAGUUUUAGAGUCAGCAGAUAGCUUGAGAACUUCGGGAUCAGCUUUAGGAAUUUGGUCGAAUGGUUGGAGGGCGCUAGAUGCUAUUGGCGUAGGCCAUAUACUUCGCGCAAAAUACAACAAACUUAGUGGAAUUGUGAUUACAUCAGUUAGUUCUGGUGUUCAGACUGCAGAGCUACCAUUUAGAGAUUCACAUACACAGGGGGGUGAUCUUGAGUUUCGAUGUGUGAAUCGGAGAGUGCUACUGGAAACACUAGCAAAUGAACUUCCAAUAGGUACAAUCAGGUACUCCUCGAAGGUGGUUCAUAUACAAAGUGAAGAUCAUGCCAAAUCUAUUCAUCUAUCCGAUGGAACUGUCCUGGAAACUAAGGUCUUGAUUGGAUGUGAUGGGGUGAACUCUGUGGUGUCCAAGUUCCUAGGCUUUAGUACGCCGGCUUACGCUGGUCGAACAUCUGUUAGGGGCUUCGUGAAUUUUCAGGAUGGACAUGGUUUGGAGGCCAAGUUCUUCCAGUUCUUUGGGAAGGGUGUUAGAUUUGGUGUUAUCCCUUGUGAUGAUUAUGCGGUUUAUUGGUUUAUCACCUUUCGGCCUUCAUCCCUAGAGAAAGAGAUGGUGGAGGAUCCGGCCAAGGUGAAACAACUCGUGCUGAGCAAGCUUGGCAAAGUCUCUGAUAAGAUCAUGCGAGUAUUUGAAGAAACCGAGCUAGAAAACAUGGUGUGUGCACCGUUAAGGUUCAGAUAUCCGUGGGAGAUGCUAUGGGGAAACAUAAGCAAGGACAACAUUUGUGUAAUUGGCGAUGCCUUGCAUCCUCUGACACCCGACAUAGCCCAGGGUGGCUGCUCUGCUCUGGAAGACAGUGUUAUUUUAGUCAGGCUUUUGGCAAGGGCGUUGAAGAGGAAUGAUGAAGGCAACGAACACCAUGCAAUCACUGAAGCGCUGGAGAAGUUCGCGAGGGAGAGACGGUGGAGAUGCUUCGAUCUGAUUAGUACUUCGUAUAUUGUAGGUUAUAUACAACAGAGUGAUGGGGUUUUGCUGCAGUUUUUUUAGGGAUAAGUUUUUGGCUAGGUAUAUGGCUGGAGUUGUGUUUAAGAAAGCUAGUUUUGACUGUGGUGAUCUUAUUGUUUCUUGAUUGUGAUUCUAAGUGUUGAGGUGUAGAGGUGUAGAGUACUAUACAAAAUUGGUAAUCAUGCGAUGAUGUGGUCCUAGGUUAUUGUUGGCUGUGACGGAGUGAACUCAGUGGUUUCCAAAUUUCUAGGCUUUAGCAAUCCUUAGUUUACUGCAUGCUCAGCUGUUAGGGGCAUCGUGCAUUGUGUACUGAACUCAAGGCCAUAUUUUAAUGAAGCCGGAUAUAUUCUUUGUUCGUA
Messenger RNA from Salvia hispanica, 1544 nucleotides. RefSeq names its product monooxygenase 2-like. The record is from RefSeq and is a predicted model, not a curated record. NCBI's taxonomy places the organism in Eukaryota, Viridiplantae, Streptophyta, Magnoliopsida, Lamiales, Lamiaceae. Gene Ontology annotation, molecular function: FAD binding.